ACAAUUAUAUCGUAUUUAAAUGUAUAGCAAUAGUUAAAAUACACAGUUUCAGACAUUGUAAAAUCAAUGACAUUAUAGCAAAAUUAUGAAUUUUUUUCUGCUUUACACGUAUUACAUGAAGUUAAAAAUAACACUAUAAAGUUCUAGACUGUUCUUUUUUCAGAAUAUUUAGGCAAGUUAUCACAAAAUGGCUUUUUAUUACCUUGCGACGGAGUUUACGUCAUCACAGAUAUGACUAGUGUGAAGAAAUAAAGUGAUAAUGGAAAAUAAAAGGGACAGCUUUUUUCUUAAAAACAAGAAACAAAAACCUAACAAGGGCCAGGAGAAAAAAGAAUUUAAAAGUAAAAAUGAGCGACAGAAAAACUUUGAUGACAACCGUCAUGGCCUUGAUGAAACCGAAAAGGAAACUGGGAAAAAACCAUUUGAUAAAAAAACAUAUAGGCUCAAGAAAUACAGUAAAAAAUAUAAAUUAGAAAAAUGGGAAGAACAACGCAAGAUGAAAAUGCUUCAUGAAUAUCAGAAAAGCAUCAAAGAUGACCCAAUGGUUGGAUCAUAUAAAACAAAACCUUUUGAUGAAGAUACAACUGACGCCAAUCCUACUGUGGGUAGAUUUGUCAAACAUCCAGAUCUACUAGAGAAAGGGUCAUCGGUCACUAGAAAUAAAGAUCCAUAUACAAAAGCCAAGGAGCGCUUUAAUAAAAUAAAACAAGAAAAAAUUGAAAAGCAACAAGCUGUGCAAAAGGCUAAUCAAGAAAGAUUCCAGAAGUUGCAAGAGUAUAAAAAAAAGAAGAAUGAAAGAUUCAAGAAAUUGAGUAAGAAAACAAAGAAAGGGCAGCCCGUUAUGACUGGGAGACUGGAAUUGUUGUUGGAAAAGAUACAAAGUUCUAAGUAAAUAAAGCAGUUUUACAAAUAA
Nymphalis io (European peacock) is the source of this 913-nucleotide messenger RNA. RefSeq names its product thyroid transcription factor 1-associated protein 26. The coding region runs from base 260 to 892 and encodes 210 amino acids. The transcript has 2 exons. The record is from RefSeq and is a predicted model, not a curated record. NCBI's taxonomy places the organism in Eukaryota, Metazoa, Arthropoda, Insecta, Lepidoptera, Nymphalidae.